CUCAGUACCAAUGGCUUGAGCAGGAGCUACCAAAAGUUAACAGGAGUGAGACACCAUGGUUGGUUGUCUUACUGCAUUCCCCAUGGUACAACAGCUACAACUAUCAUUACAUGGAAGGAGAGAGCAUGAGAGUCAUGUUUGAGUCUUGGUUUGUGCAGCACAAGGUUGACGUAGUCUUUGCUGGUCAUGUCCAUGCCUACGAACGAUCUGAACGUGUAUCGAAUAUUGCCUAUAAUAUUGAAAAUGGAAAGUGCUCUCCGGUGGUGAAAGAUCAAUCUGCGCCGGUGUACAUUACCAUUGGAGAUGGAGGAAAUAUUGAAGGCUUGGCAACCAAUAUGAGGGAGCCACAGCCAGAUUACUCAGCUUAUAGAGAGGCCAGUUUUGGUCAUGCCAUUUUUGACAUCAAGAACCGAACUCAUGCCUUCUACAGUUGGCACCGGAACGAUGAUGGAGUUGCAGUGAAAGCCGAUUCUAUGUGGUUUUUCAACAGAUACCAUCAUCCUGUUGAUGAUUCUACAAGUUCCCAAUCAUGAUCAUGGGAAAA
Prunus avium (sweet cherry) is the source of this 544-nucleotide messenger RNA. Lineage: Eukaryota; Viridiplantae; Streptophyta; Magnoliopsida; Rosales; Rosaceae. The record is from RefSeq and is a predicted model, not a curated record.